Molecule: messenger RNA, 2379 nt
Organism: Cavenderia fasciculata
Lineage: Eukaryota; Evosea; Eumycetozoa; Acytosteliales; Cavenderiaceae
Gene: CAX1
Product: DUF307 family protein
Exons: 5
Coding region: 1-2379 (792 amino acids)
Biological process (GO): calcium ion transmembrane transport; intracellular calcium ion homeostasis
Cellular component (GO): membrane; endomembrane system
Molecular function (GO): calcium:proton antiporter activity
Source: RefSeq, a predicted model, not a curated record
AUGUCAGAUAUACCUUUAGGUUCUUUAAAGAAUAGUGGAGGUUUCUAUUAUGAAACUCCAGGUAAUGAUAGCACUGAUGAAAAUCAACAACAACAACAACAACCAAUAUUAUCACAAUCAACACCAGCACAGUCAACAUCAACAUCUGGGCAAUAUCAAACCUAUCAAAUAGUAAACUCUAAUUCACCUGGUGCAAUAUUAUCAACAUCAGUUGAUAUACCAAAUAGUAGUAAUAAUAAUAACAAUAACAAUAAUAAUAAUAAUAAUAAUAAUAAUGGACCAAGAAAGAGAUUACAUCAUUCACUUGAUCCAAAUGCAUUGGAUGGAGAUGAAGGGUCACAAUUAUCAUUAUCUAGAACAAUGGCAACACCAGAUACACCAUUGACAUACAAAGACUAUGGUAUUACCGAUGAUACUAGUGCAUUAGAGGCAAGAAGAACCAUUCAAAAUCAUAUGUUUGGUUUCAGACCUUUCAAAUCGAAAAUCACAAAAAAGAAUAUCGAUGAUCAUUCACCAGAGGUUAGACAAUUGUAUUUGGAUGGUGGUCCAACAAGUUCAUACAGAGGUAUCAAUACUAUUGGCAAUUAUGUUUAUUCUAUCUUUUUUGGUUCCCUUUUAUAUUUAAUAUUUGUUUUAUUAUCCUUUAUUUUAACAAUAACAUAUUUUGGAUUCCCAUUUGCAAAGAUAUUAUGGGAUAUGAAAGGAUUUGUGUUAUGGCCUUUUGGUAAAUACUUGCAAUUGGCAUUGAAUCAAUAUGCAUCGUUGGGUGGUUCAGAUAUGGAUGGUGAAAAACAACCGUUGAGAGGUACCAGUAGAACUUCAUAUGCUUCCUUGAGUAAUCCAAUCAAGGAUAGAUCGAGUCUAUCAAUCAAUAUUGGUCGUGUCCUUUACUAUCUAUUGGCAGCUCCCAUUCUCAUUUUAUUCCAUGGUAUCAUAAUGGCAUUUACUUGGUUGAUCGUUGUUAUGAUUCCAACCUCUAAAAUGCAAUCUAAAAUUCUUUGGAAUCUUUUGGCAAAUCCACUUUUGGUUAGACAAUCCAUUUCACCUCGUUCUGAUUGUCAAAUCAUUAAUUUCCCUGUUGAAGCUAUCAAUCGUAUUUAUUAUAAAUAUACUUUAAAUGGAAUGAAUAUUUGUUUGGUUAAUUUAUUACCAUUUGUAAUUUUAUCAUUAAUAUUUGGAUACUUUUUAGAACAUGUUAUUCAUCCAGUUGUUAUAUUCCUUUGUUGUAUAUUAUCGACCAUUCCAUUGUCCUAUUAUAAUGGUAUGGCGAUUGCUAGUUUAUCGGCACAGACUAGUUUUGCUGUCGGUGCUUUGAUCAACGCUAGUUUUGGAUCAAUCAUUGAGUUGAUUCUCUACAUUGUCACCAUCAAUGGCCAACAAGAAGAGGUUGCUCGUUCAGCCCUGACCGGUGCACUUUUGGGUGCCAUGUUGUUGAUUCCAGGUCUGUCGAUGGUGAUUGGUGGCAUCAAACACAAGGAACAAAAGUUUAACCCAACCGUCAUGGGUGUCAGCACUGCCUUGUUGACGGUGGCUGUUAUCGGUGCGUUUGCACCAACCAUCUUUUACAAGAUCUAUGGCAACUACUCGCUCUCGUGCACUGGUUGUACCGAUGUGACUGGAGCUAUGAGUUGCACGAAUUGUGCCUAUGUUCAAAGUGACUUGGAUGACGAUCCCGUCUACACUGGUAAGGCUCGUACUCUUAUGUACAUCAUCUCUGGUACAUUGCCCGUAGCCUAUCUCGUCGGUCUCUUGUUUACACUAAAGACACACACUCACAUCCUCCAUCCAAUCGAAGACAAAAAGGAAAAGGGUCAUGGUCACAAUAGCAACGGCGAAGCAUCUGUUGAAAGUGAAUGGAGCAAGAAACAAUGUAUCAUUGUCCUUUGUAUAUGUACCACCAUGUUUGCUUUGGUCUCUGAGAAACUCGUCGAAUCGAUCGAUCCAGUUGUUCAACUACUCGGUCUCACCCACGAAUUCCUUGGUGUCACCAUUCUAGGUAUCAUCCCAUCCGCCGCCGAAUACCUAAAUGCCAUCCAAUUUGCACUCAACAAUAACAUGCCACUCGCACUUGAAAUUGGUGCAUCAGCUGCCGUCCAAAUCACUCUUUUCCAAAUGCCAGUAUUAGUAUUUAUUUCUGCCAUUUUAAAUCAUUUGAGUAGUAAUGGAUCAUUUACAUUGAUUUUCCCAUUAAUUGAUUUCUUUGCGGUAUUCUUUGGAGUGAUUGUAAUGAAUGUUAUUUUCAGUAAUGGUAAAACCAAUUAUUUCAUUGGUUCAACUCUUUGGGGUUUUUUACAACCUUUGGGAGAAGCAAGUUCCCGGGCUGAUAGUCAAUCGAGAAUCAACCUGUUCAAGAUAUUCUUCUCUGAUGAUUCAAUUUAA